Castor canadensis (American beaver) is the source of this 375-nucleotide messenger RNA. RefSeq names its product AP-3 complex subunit sigma-1-like. Lineage: Eukaryota; Metazoa; Chordata; Mammalia; Rodentia; Castoridae. The record is from RefSeq and is a predicted model, not a curated record. Gene Ontology annotation, biological process: protein transport.
AUGAGCAAGGCAAUCCUCAUCUUUGACAAUAGAGGAAAGCUGCAGCUCUCCAAGUUCUACCCGCCCUACAUGUUUGUGGAAACAGACAAAUAUCUUGAAAAUGUCUCUGAACUGGAUUUAAUAUUCCACAUAGACAAGGUUCAUAACAUUCUUGUGGCAAUAGUGAUGGGUGGAAUGAUAUUAGAGACCAACAUGAGUGGGAUUGUUACAAAAAUUGAUGCACAAAAUAAAUGGGAGAAAUUUGAGUCUGGCUUAGUGGUAGCUCCAGUUCAUGCUGCAUCAGCUGUAAGAAAUAUGAAUCUUCCUGAGAUCCCAAGAAAUAUUAACAUUGAUGACAUUAGCAUAAGAAUGCCAAACCUGCCCUCUUUUAAAUAA